Messenger RNA from Cricetulus griseus (Chinese hamster), 1404 nucleotides. NCBI's taxonomy places the organism in Eukaryota, Metazoa, Chordata, Mammalia, Rodentia, Cricetidae. The record is from RefSeq and is a predicted model, not a curated record.
AUGGCCGGUGAGAAGGCUCAGCUGGUAGAAGCUUCGGCUGCCAACCCAAGCUUGACCCCAAAGACCCACAUGGAGGAAGGAGAGACACCCACAGGUCGUCCUCAGACCUUCACAUUCAUGACAUGGCAUGGACGCCCCCCCAUAAGAUACUCGUCUCAGCCUUCCCUCCAGGUCCAGCACUUGGGUCAGGUGACCACAGGAGGGAAGGUGAUCCUACAGUGUCAGAAGCCACACAAUUCAACACAAUAUGAAAUGUUUGCUCUGCUAAAGGAGGGAGCUUCAUCCCCCGUACAGCUUCUGACUUCAGAAAAUGACACUGUGGAAUUCACCCUUCGGGACGUGACAGCCCACGAUGCAGGAAGGGCCAACUCUUCCAAACGCAAAUGGAGGGUCUGCUCUGCUGUGCUGCACAGCGAGGUGCAGGACCUGCUUUCCCAAGCCCUGCAGCUGUUAAGGGGAGGUCUGCUCCCUAGCCUGCCACAUCGGAUAAAGAACUCCAGGCCUCCACAGCUGAGGAAGCCUGUGGAGUGGCUUAUGUACGCAGUAGGACGCCAGAGCUGGCUCUGUGUUGGGCAAACAGACAUUCCUGGCAACGGGCCCCCUCUCAAGCCCAGCCUCAGUGCCUGGCCCAGCUCAGUGCUUCCCACCAAGAGCACUGUGACAAUGCGAUGUAAGAGCCCCGCCCCAAGUGAAUACUUCAUCCUCAAGAAGGAAGGUUUUUUUUUCGAUGUGGGCAAGCCGCACGAUUUGACGGAGGGUGUGGCUGACUUUAACAUCACCGAGCUGCAACAGAGUUACGGAGGGCGCUACACCUGUGAAACCUACAGCGCAGGGCCCAAUGGCACAAAGACACCGCCCAGUGACCCCCUUCUCCUAUUGGUCACAGGGUACUUGCCUAAACCUUCCCUCCAAGCCCACCAGUGGGGCAGCGUGACUGCAGGAAGCAAGGUGACAUUGCAAUGCCUGAGGACAGGCAGCGGGCUCGAACCGAUAAGGUUUGCGUUGCUGAAGGAGGGACACUCAUCCCCUUUGCAGACGAGCAGCUCAACAGGAACGGUGCUAGACUUCUCUCUUCCCAACGUGACCGCCAGAGACUCGGGGAAAUACAGCUGUGUGUACUUCCAGGCAAAGCCUCCCUACCGGGCCUCAGCCCCCAGCGACCCCCUUGAGAUCUCUGUGACAGGUAAGGGGUUGCCCUCUGUGGCCAGUAUGAUCACCUUCUCCCUUUCAAACCCACCAGAUGCCGUGACAGAAGGCUACACACCUCCAGAUGCCGUGACAGAAGGCUACAGCACGGGUAACCUCAUCCGCUUUGGAGUGGCUGCUAUAAUUGUGCUGAUAAUGGCAGUCUUCCUGGUUGACGCCUGGCAUAGCCAAAGGCUGUCUCCAAAUAGACCCUGGUAA